CUCUACCCUCCUCAUGGCCUCCCCUCUAUCACCCAUCCCUCCUGGGCCCUUUCUCUCCGCUUCCUCCACCACCCUCACUCGCCGCUCCCUUCUCCUCUCCUCCACCCUUUCCACCACCCUCACUACCCCUCCCUUAUCUUCAACCUCAUUAUCACCUCCACUAGACACCACCAUAACUGACCGCGUCUUCCUUGACUUCUCCCUCUGCCCCACCUACUUCCGCAGUACUCUCCCCAACACCUCCACAUCUGCCGACAGUACCCCUCUAUGCUCCGACCCGACUCCUUUAGGCCGCCUUGUCCUUGGCCUCUAUGGCAAUCUCCUCCCUCUUACAGUCUCCACUUUCAAGCUCAUGUGCACCUCUUCCUCCUACAAAAACACUCUCGUCCACAAAAUAUUUCCAGGACAGUUCUUCCAAGCUGGACGCCAAGGCCGCAGCCGAGAAUAUGGCGAGGUCCAUCUCCUUCCUGCCUUGGACUUGCCCCGGAACAUUGAGACUGUUAACCCUAAGGCGUUCUUGCUUGCACAUUCAAGGGCUGGUAUCGUUUCGCUUUGCUUAUCAGAGAACGAUGAUGACAAUGAGAUUAAGCUCGAUUCUGAUUAUAGGAAUGUUGAGUUCUUGAUCACUACAGGGCCUGGCCCCUGUCCUCAGCUGGAUAAUAACAACAUUGUUUUUGGCACGGUGCUUGAAGGGUUGGAUGUUGUGACAGCUAUCGCUUCCAUCCCAACAUACAAACCUUCGGAUAGAAUUCGCCUACUAAAUGACUUGGCUGAAUUUUUUGGAGACGAAAGAGCCCAGAAAGGCCGUGCAUUAUGGAACAGGCCUCUUAAAACUGUUUAUAUCAGUGAUUGUGGAGAGCUCCAAGUUACAAAGCCUUCAAUGCCACCUUCUCUGCCUUGAAAAUACAUUAAUUUAUGCAUUCAUUCUUUAGCCUCCCUUCAUUUGCAUGUGCAAACUCGUCUGUAAUUUGCCCUGUCUUGCAAACAAAUUUUGUUAACAACAUCUAUGCAUGAAAGAAAGAAGAAAAUCAAAGCAGUUCAAAGUAUUUAAUUUGUCUAUUUCAUCAGAUAUUCUAUGUCCAUAACUAGGAGCAAAGCUGCAUGCUGCAAAUCAUGGCACGUAAGGGAGUCAUUUUUCCCUCGUCCUCCCUUGCAGGCAAAUUUAUUUUA
This is a messenger RNA of Durio zibethinus, 1170 nucleotides long. RefSeq names its product Cyclophilin-like peptidyl-prolyl cis-trans isomerase family protein. Gene Ontology annotation, molecular function: peptidyl-prolyl cis-trans isomerase activity. Gene Ontology annotation, cellular component: chloroplast. Lineage: Eukaryota; Viridiplantae; Streptophyta; Magnoliopsida; Malvales; Malvaceae. The record is from RefSeq and is a predicted model, not a curated record. Gene Ontology annotation, biological process: protein peptidyl-prolyl isomerization.